Molecule: messenger RNA, 1652 nt
Organism: Dermacentor andersoni
Lineage: Eukaryota; Metazoa; Arthropoda; Arachnida; Ixodida; Ixodidae
Product: target of EGR1 protein 1-like
Biological process (GO): snRNA 3'-end processing
Cellular component (GO): Cajal body
Molecular function (GO): snRNA binding; 3'-5'-RNA exonuclease activity; metal ion binding
Source: RefSeq, a predicted model, not a curated record
UGCCGGCGAUAAACGCGCGGAAACGUGCGCGUUUCGUUUGCACACCGAAACAUUUCGCUGAAGCUCGGGACGCCGGAUUUUCAUUUGGAAACGAAUACUCAAGCAUGAACGCUUCGUUCUUGAACGUCAGUGAGCGAAUGCUUCAGUGGUGACGUCGGUAGUAGCAAGCUAUUAACGCUUAGCGAUUGAGGUUGAUAAGCGCGGGAUUUACGAUGAGCGAAUUAAAGAGCGUUCCCGUCGUGGACGUUACGAAAGACAACAUCGCCGAUAUAUGGCCUUCCUUAGUUCUCGCCGUGAAGACAUCCCUCUUUGUAGCUAUAGAUCUGGAACUUAGCGGCAUUGGAAAGAGAAAAGAUAUCAAUGCCAAGUCUGUGGAAGAUCGGUACAUUGCAAUGUCCCGUGUAGCUGACACGAGAGCCAUCAUAUCCAUGGGACUUUCGUGUUUUCGGCAAGAUGCCAGGUCGGCGGAAACUGGCCCACUUAGAUUCACCGUUCAGACAUUCAACAUACUUAUUCUCUGUCAAGAUAAUUACAUCGUGGAGCCCUCGUCGUUGCAGUUUCUCAUCAGUCAUGGCUUUGACUUCAACCGACAAUACUCCCUCGGCGUUUCCUACUACCGAGGCAAUGAUCGCCCCAACCAUCCAGAGGACAACGCGCAUUCCCUCCGCAAGCUAUUCUCAAUGCUGGUCGUGCAUCAGAAGCCCAUUGUCCUGCACAAUGGUUUCAUGGACGCGGUUUUCCUGUACCAUAGCUUGUACCUGGCAUUGCCUCCGUCUCUGCAGACAUUCUUAGCCGACCUGAACGACUUGUUCCCCGGUCGUGUGUACGACACAAAGUACAUUGCAGAAGCCAAGGCUUCUCUGCCAGCGUCGUACCUGGAGUACGUCUUCCGCAAUAGGCAAAGAGAUAAUGCUUGCAAGGAGGCAAAGGGCCGACAGUUCGUCAGCAUCCAGUUUCUUCAGUAUAACCAGGAAUACUCAAUUGACCACGGGGAUUGUGCACUGAGGCAGGAGCCGGCGAAGAUGUCUGCAGACAUCUGCAAAAAUUUCGCUCGGUAUGGCUGGUGCGGCAAGGGCGACCAAUGCUGCGCCUCGCACAACGUUGACGACAUCCUUGACGCCCAAGCAUCCAAACGUCGCAGACGUAACAGAGUUAAAGGGUCAUCGCCCCGUGAUCCCACCAAUGCUUCCGACUCGGAGCACUCGACCAUAGACCUGACAGCCAUGGAAGAGGACGAGGCCGAUAUCGACUCUCCUGAAGAAGUCUCAAACAGAGAGCGCAAAUUCACAACAGGGCUACACAGGGCGGGCUUUGACGCAUUCAUGACUGGAUACGCCUUCGCAACGUUUGUGCUGUCAUACGCAAAGCAUCGUCCCUCAGGCAAUCUUGACGCAGAAGAGUUGGGCCUCAACGAGCUAGUCAACAGGCUGUGUCUCAGUGGGAAGACGGUACCCUUGCUCAUAAGAGAAUCAAACUUUACCAAGCACAGUGCUAAACAUGUCGAAAAGUUUAAGGCUCUCUUUGGUGAUAAGUAGUUACUUCUGUGUUGUUGUUUUUGGUUUCCUUUUCUGUACAUGUGAUAAUCUUCACCAAAGGUGAAAUUGCUACCGAUGCAGCCAGGUAUGCCAAAACACGAGCAGUAAUACAGAUUC